CUAUUAUUGACUGAGCAUCAAACACCAAACGCAGGGAUGCUGUCUCUUACGCUAACCGCUGACUUGGUCGGCGUGAAUGAGCUUCAACCAAACGAUACGCCUGAGAAUCCCUUCUGGUAUACCUUCAAAGUCCAGUGCACAUCUUGCCGCGAGAUACAUCCAAAUCCCGUGAGCGUCAGCCGCUUUGAAGCCAAUGACAUGAGCGGCAGCAGAGGAGAAGCCAAUUUUGUAUGGAAGUGCAAGUCCUGCAAGAGGGAAUCGUCCGCAACUAUCAAAUCACCGCCUGUUCCAUACCAACAGUCUUCCCCGCCAACCCGUCAAAAGAUUCUCGAAUUUGACUGCCGUGGCCUGGAGUUUACUGAAUUUAGCCCAGAGGGGGAGUGGCUUGCGACUGGUACCGAGUCCGGCAGUAAAUUUGCAGGAAUUGACCUGACUGAGGGUGAGUGGUUUGACUACGACGAAAAGGCAGGCGAGGAGGUCAGUAUCAAGGAUUUGAAAUGGGAGAUCAGACGAAAUUGAGGCUCCUUUCACGGCAUCUUCUUUCACCUCUAAAUUUGAGCGCAUUAUGAUGAUGAAAAAUUUGACCCUUCAAUUGACCAAUAACCUCUCG
Molecule: messenger RNA, 610 nt
Organism: Amorphotheca resinae ATCC 22711
Lineage: Eukaryota; Fungi; Ascomycota; Leotiomycetes; Helotiales; Amorphothecaceae
Exons: 5
Coding region: 37-519 (160 amino acids)
Molecular function (GO): zinc ion binding
Source: RefSeq, a predicted model, not a curated record